GCAAAAUACAUGUUAGGACAUGAUUCAAAGAGGAAAUAAAAUACUGUUUUGUGUUUCAACUUCCUUAAUUCAUCGUACAUGCAAGAUUAAUUCCCUGUCUUCAGCACGUGAAGAAACGUCUCAACGAUCAGCCUUGUAGGAAUUAUCGAUGAUCAUUCUGUUAUCAGCUAUAAGUCAUGACGAAAUUUUUGUCAACAUUAUGGAUUCUUUUAUCCGUCGUUCAUUUCUCCAGCGCAAAACCUUUGGAACAUGAGGAUUCAGACAUUCCUGCCAAGAGAGGUUAUGGCUCCUACUACUCCAACAGYUAUUUUGACCAGAUCGCUAUGUCAGUCUGUGCCAGUCUUCCAUCGCCGGCUGCCAAGAGAAUCAUCUUUCCAGUUCGUCGGAGAUGUCCAUCGAAAGAUUCGUGUGAUCAAAUAUGCAAGUCUCGGACCGUGAUCGCGCAGCUGUACACAUGGGCUAAUGGCAGUCCUCACUGCAUGGAGUCUCUUCAUUUGUACAAGGGUCGUCCCCAGCUUGCGCCCAACCCAGGAAGYACUAACAUCGAUGUGAACCGUGUGGGACUGGUGAUCAAGCGUUACCACUCCUGUCACGUGACAGAAUGUGGGCCAAACUAUUGCUGUUGCAGAAAGGGUUGACAAGCGAAAGGACUUGACCAACAUCCCUGAAAUCUUAAUAGAUAAUAAGCUAAUAUCAAAAUGAAUCAGCAGACCCCUUAUUAAGCGAACGCCAAGCAUUAAACGGAUGGUAUCUUGAAUAAUGACGGAAUUUUCCCCCCCAAUAUUAACCUUGGAUAUUUAUACAGUAAACGAACCUUCAUAGAAGUGGACACAUCUAUUUAGCCGACACCCUGUAUUCAACGACAUUUUCGAAAUUUUCUUGCCAUAUUAUUUUAAAACUAACUUCUAAACAACGCAGCUAACACAUUUGUUAAGUGGACGCACUACGAAGUCCCGAAGACUAGUCAACUUAAUAAAGGGACCACUGUGUGUGAUUAUAAAAAAAUAAUAAGAAUUAUGAGUGAAAACGCUUAGAAUUGAAAUAAACUAAUGAGCAAUAUMACUGA
Molecule: messenger RNA, 1066 nt
Organism: Actinia tenebrosa (Australian red waratah sea anemone)
Lineage: Eukaryota; Metazoa; Cnidaria; Anthozoa; Actiniaria; Actiniidae
Source: RefSeq, a predicted model, not a curated record